Messenger RNA from Hevea brasiliensis (rubber tree), 1124 nucleotides. RefSeq lists its product as uncharacterized. The record is from RefSeq and is a predicted model, not a curated record. Lineage: Eukaryota; Viridiplantae; Streptophyta; Magnoliopsida; Malpighiales; Euphorbiaceae. The transcript has 2 exons. Bases 299 to 862 code for a protein of 187 amino acids.
CACCCAUUUCUCUCACGCUUGCCGCAGCGUAGGACGGAUUCUCUCGCCCCUAAACCUCGCCUCUGCUCAACCUUUCCGCUUCAUAGUGAGUGGAUCUCAAGCUGGCCUACUCAUCCUUUCCUCGCAGUGAGUGUGUUUUCAAUUUUUAAAGUCCCCAUCUCAUUGCUCUCAUCGUUGUCGCCGCUCACCACUUUGAAGUCAUUGCCACUGCUGCUUAGAUUGAACUGUGGGAAGUUGCUGAUAUAAGGAAGUCAUUAAGAUAGAGAUUCAGUAAUUCCCCCAAUUCGAAUCCCUAAAAAUGGCCACUGCCCCCAUUCGCUCUGCUGUCUGUACAGGGCGCCGCUUCUUCUCUUAUAUUGCCAACAGCAGCCAUAACAAUACCCAUAAAAACACGCAUAAAUUCUUGGAGCAUAACUCCUUCAUUGGUAGCUGGAAAGCGCCAAAGAACCCAAAAGAGGCGGAGGCGAAACUAACACGAUUGAGGAGGGUUUAUGCGAAGCAAGUGAAGGAGGUGCGGAAGGAGUACAUAGGGGAAAUGGAGUUGAUGCGCAUCGAGAAGCAGAGGCAGGACGAAGCUAGGAAAGACGCCAUAAGGGUUGCAAAUGAAGAGCGCAAGAAGUUAAAAGCUGAGGUUGCUAAAGCUAGAGCUGAGGAGCGCAAGAUUGCUGAAGAGGAAUUCUGUCAAAUGCUGUUGAAAGAAAGAAAGGAGAAGCUUGAAUACUGGAGGAUGGUACAGCAAAAACUGGGAGAGAAAAAGAAAGAGAAAAAUGAACUCUUGCGAAAACAAAGUUCCUUGUGGAUUGAUGAAGGUCAAUUGAAGGAGAGGAUACAAGAAGCCAUGAUUGAUACCAAACUGUUUUGAGUUCCUUUCAGUUUCAGAUUUUGAAUCUGUCCUUGACAAAAUGGAAAUUGAAACUUAAGACUCAGUUUAGAAAUAAGCAGGGCUUGGUCCAUCCUUAUGAAGAUUUUGGAGUACAAGAGCAACUCUAGUGUCUUUUGGGAGUAGUCUAUGUUUCUGAAUUGUUGAGUUGAUGUUUUUGUCCUGAUAUUAACAAUCUUUACUAUCCAUUUACAAGUCCAUUGUAGUGAAUGGUAAAGUUAAAAUGUACAAAUAUUUAUAAUAA